AUGCGUUCUUCAAUCGCUUUACUCAUCGCUUCAGCUUCAGCAGCUGUCUUGAUCGCAACUCCCGCUCGUGCUUAUGACUUCCGUCAAUUGGUAAAGUAUAGCCACCAAGAAUACCCCACCUCAAGUGACUUCUGUGAUGCAUGGGAUACAGCAUGCAAAGAAUACGUUCCAAAAGAUCAAUCGCUCAAAUACGGUUAUUCGGUUUGCGAACCUGGAGAUUAUCACGGUAAACAUGCAAAGACAGAAGCAAAAGUUGCUUGCGUCUUCUUACACAAUGGCGAUGAACAUGAACCACAAUCUAUCAACCAUCACAUCGCAGCAAAGGUUCAUGCAACUUAUUUGAGCGAUAAUGAUGCUUGA
Meira miltonrushii is the source of this 360-nucleotide messenger RNA. RefSeq lists its product as uncharacterized. The transcript has 2 exons. Bases 1 to 360 code for a protein of 119 amino acids. The record is from RefSeq and is a predicted model, not a curated record. NCBI's taxonomy places the organism in Eukaryota, Fungi, Basidiomycota, Exobasidiomycetes, Exobasidiales, Brachybasidiaceae.